CUUCAGGGUGUUGCAGGAGACCAGUGUGUGAGGCAACAUGAGAGCUUUUGUGUAUUCGGUGUUGUUUGCGAUGCAAAUAUCGCUUAUUUAUUCGUCGUAUCCGCAGAUAUAUUCCAGAUGCAGAUUUUGGGAUACAGGUUGCCUGGCUCGGCAGAUACAGAUCAACGUGCCAUCCCUGAUCACUGGUAUCAAGGAGCUGGGUACUGAAAAACUGGAUCCUAUGCACAUUGACUACAGUCGGGUAGACCUGGCUGGUCUGAAGUUGGAUAUAAAUAAUGCGGAUAUCCGCGGUUAUGGUUCCGCUAUAGUUGAUAGAGCUAGCGUUGAUCCGAUUUCGAGAGAAUUAUAUUUGGUUUAUCACACUGAUCUAUCAAUGGAUGCUCUAUAUAAUGCCCAAGGAAGUGUACUCGGCUUACCGAUUGCUGGUGAUGGAAAUAUGAAAGUAGUAGCGAAAAAUGUGGAAAUAGAAACACUGAUGCCAUUCGACAUCGUUAACGACGCUCGUGGUAGAGCUGUGAUCGAACUGAAGGGAAUCCAAUACAGACUCAAUUUUAAGGAUAAUGUGCGAUUUGACCUCUCUAACUUGUUCUACGGUAAUAAGGAAUUGAGUGACAAAAUGCAUGAAUUUAUAAAUUCCAACUGGAAGGCAGUAUCGGAUACUUACAGCAGACCAAUUUUCGACAUCGCACAAGACAAGCUUUUCAAAGUGCUAAGAUCUUACCUCUUGACGCAACCCCUUGACAACAUUUUUAAUUUCUUUUAUUAGUUUCACGAAAUUACGACGUUUAUAAAAUGAAAAAUUAUUUACAUACCGUACAUACAUAAAUGUUUAUAAAUUCUUAAAUGUGUUUUUUAAUUAAAAAAUAAAACAUG
Molecule: messenger RNA, 873 nt
Organism: Colias croceus (clouded yellow)
Lineage: Eukaryota; Metazoa; Arthropoda; Insecta; Lepidoptera; Pieridae
Product: circadian clock-controlled protein daywake-like
Exons: 5
Coding region: 38-766 (242 amino acids)
Source: RefSeq, a predicted model, not a curated record